Messenger RNA from Cuscuta campestris, 1420 nucleotides. NCBI's taxonomy places the organism in Eukaryota, Viridiplantae, Streptophyta, Magnoliopsida, Solanales, Convolvulaceae. The record is from the annotation of a GenBank genome assembly.
CUUAUAUUUUUGAGGUAAAAUAUCAAGUUUUUUUUCAAUUAAUUUUAUUUACAUAUUGGUAUAGAAAUAAAAAAUAAAAUUGAAAUUGUCCUUCUUUGCCAAGAGUUAGUUAGAGGAUAUAAAAGGAAAGGAAUCAGUCCAAGGUGUAUUAUGAAAUUGGAUUUGAGGAAGGCAUAUGACUCUGUUAGCUGGAAGAGCUUGCUUCAGAUUAUGGAUGCUUUGAAGUUCCCUAAUAAGUUUAUUGACUGGAUCAGGUUCUGUGUUACUAGUGCAGCCUAUUCAGUACUACUUGAUGAUGACCUUAUUGUGGCUUGUAGGGGUGAUCUCCCUUCUAUUGACUGUGUACUAGCUGGCCUUAAUCAUUUCAAACAAACCACAAGUUUGCAACUCAAUUAUGAUAAGUCCCAGGUGUAUGUGGGUGGGGUCUCUGAUACUAUACUGGAAAGUAUCCUGCAUAAGACAAAUAUGUCCUUAGGAUCCUUCCCAUUCAGAUAUUUGGGAGCUCCUAUCUCAGAUUCUCGCAUUAGUGAGAAAGAAUGUGAUAAACUGGUUGAAAAAAUGUCCCUGAAAAUAACUUCUUGGGCUACUAAGCAUCUUUCUUAUGCAGGGAGAACUAAGCUGAUCAACUCAGUCCUCUAUGGUAUUGCUAAUUUUUGGAGUAGGAUCUUUGUACUGCCAAAUUCAGUCAUGAGAAAGGUAAUGGCAUUGUGCAGAAAUUUCCUUUGGAGUUCUGGUCCAGUACACAGAAGAUGCCCCUUAAUCAAAUGGGAGGAAGUGUGCCUUCCCAAACAGGAGGGGGGGCUUGGGCUUAAAAAUCUGCUAUUCUGGAAUCAAGCUUGCUCAAUGAAACUCUUAUGGGAUAUUGCUAAUAAGAAGGACUCACUGUGGGUUAGAUGGGUGCACAGCAAAUACCUCAAGCAAGGAACAAUCUGGGAAUGCAAUGUGAAGAAUGAUGACUGUUACUACUGGAAAAAACUGAUCCAAAAUAGAAGGCUUUUUGUGGGGAUGAACACAGCCAAUGGCUACACUGUGAAGGAGGGCUACAACUGGCUUAAAGGAAUCAGGAUGAAAGUGGACUGGGCAGAGGUGGUCUGGAGCAGAUGGCUGAUUCCGUUAAGGAACUGGAGAAGAAGAUGGAGCUGGGAAGAGGCAGGAAACAGAAAUGGCGCAUGGCUGCAUACAUUACAACAUGUUGCUAUUUUAUCUGGAAGGCUAGAAACGAGAAGAUUUAUAAGGGCAAAAGAAUCAAGGAGGAAUUUACAUUUCGGUGUAUUAGUGAAAUUGUUGGUUUAUCACUUGAGGGUAAAAGGGUAGGGAAAAGGAUUUAGAUGGUUUUUUGGAGGUUUUAGAUUGGUUUAGUUUGUAUGGGGUUAGUCUAUUGUUAUUACUGUUGUGUUUGGAAUAAAGAUUUAUUUGUGCU